AUGCAAAAUACCGAAACAAAUGAAAAAAAAACAUCAAGGAAUAGUUGGGUUAAAGAACUUCAAGGAACUUAUUCCAACAUGUUAAUUUCAGGAAGUAAAGGAAUAUCAUAUUUGAGUUCAACUUUCAGUGGUGGUCAAAAUUUAGUAUCAAAUGUCAAAACAGAUGUGAAAAAUAAUCAUAAUAAAAGCAUAGCUAACGAUAUUGAGGAUAAUGUAUUAGAAGAUAAAAAUGAGCUACAAAAUGAAAAUGAAGAAAUUAAUAUAUCUGAAAAAAAAAAAAUAAUUUUUGAAGUAUAUAAAAAAUAUUAUUUUAUUGAAAUGACAAAAUAUCAUAAAAGUCGAGAAAAAUAUACUACCAAUUUUUUGAAUUUUCUUGAAGGGUUAAAUGAUAAAAUGUCUGAAGCACUAAAGCAUGGCGAAUGUAAUAUAAAUAAUUUAAAUAUAUUUUUUAAAGAAUUUUUAAAAAACGAUACAAAUUAUUAUAAAGGGACGUCAUUAGGAAGUAAUCGAAUAAAUAAUAUGUCCAAAAGUUUUAUGAGCAUAACAGGUAAUGAUGGUUUCUGUGAUCAAUGCCAUUCAACUAUAGAUGCCGAAAAUUAUAACAUUAUUCAUUGUAAAAAAAAUAAUGAAACAAGUGAUUCCAUGAAAAGUCAUGAUUGUUUUACAAAUAUGGAUAAACAGAAAAAUAUAAAUCAAUCAAACAGUAAAGAAAACAAUAAUACUUGUGAUUUGAAACAAAAAAAUUAUGAUUCCUCAAAAAUAAGUGAAGAAACUGAGCAUGUAAAGACAAACGUGGCUAGUGGUAAUAUAGUGUCAACUACUUAUGAAAGAAAAAACAAACCUAAUGAGAUGCUUCUUUUUUUAGAUAAAGUGAUAGAUGUAGAUGCAAAUAACUACAAUUAUUACCAUACCAUUAUUAAUGACUGGGCUCAAUUCGGAUUCAUAAACUAUACAAAAGUUAUGAAUAAUAUGAAGGCAAGUGGGAAUCUAAUAGACAAUGAAAUAUGCCAAAAAUUUUUAGUCACAUUAAAAGAUAGUUAUAUAAAAGAAGAAGAUAAUUUAAUGGCAAAAUUAAAAAAAAAAAAAAAUGAAUUUUUAAAACAAAUAGAAGCAUGUAAAAUUUGUUGGAAAAAUUUUGAAAAUAGUUAUUCAAAUUCAGAACAAAUUAGAUCUGAUCGAAUAAAAAAUUCAAAAAAAAUAAAAUGCUCAUGGUUAUGUCAAAGAAAAUAUCUAAAAAACGUAAAAAAUUUAAUACAAAUUCAAAUUGAUUAUAUAGAAAUUAUAUGUGAAUGUAUACAAAUAUUUUUUCAACUUAAUGAAUGGAAAAAAAAUGCAAUAAAAUAUAUAUUAUGUUCUUAUAUAUUAUUAUAUAAAAGUUUCUUAAACAUAUAUAUAAAUAAUAUUAAUAUAUUGUAUGACUCAAUAUUACAAGAAAAAAAUAUCGAAAUAUCACAAUUUAAUAAUUUAAAAACAAUAACAGAUAUAGAUGAAUAUAAUAAUGAUAGUGAGCAAAUGAUAAGACAAAUACAUCCUUUUAAAUUUGAUAAAUAUAAAAAAAAUGAUGAUAUUCCUAAAUUUCAAAAUGCCUUAGAUUUAAUUAAUAAUAAUAUAUUUUUUUUUAGCAAAGAAUAUAAUAUAAGAUCGAUGCUUUGUAUAUUUUGUUCAAAUAUUAAAGGGCAUUUAACUAAUGCUGGGAUUUUUAAUAAAUAUAUUGAAGGAAUAUUCGUUAUUACUUGGGAUAAAUUUAUUCAUUUUUUUUCGAAUCCAAAUGAUGUUUCACCACAAUGGUCUUAUCAUAUCGAUGAUAUAGAGAUCAAACUUAUUAGAACCGAUAAAAAUACAAAUACAGAAAAUUUCAAUAACGAUUCUAAAGAUAAACAAGGAAAUAUCAAUGGUGAGGAAAAUAAUAUUAAAAAGGAAUCCAAUGAUUUUCCAUUUCCCAAUUCUAGCCAAAAUAUUAUUCAUGAUUCCCCAAAAAAAGAACCCAUUCCUGAAGAAGAAAAUAAUGAGGAAAAAAAAGCAAUAACAAAAACGUCAUCUAAUGAAACAUCCAUUGACCAAUUCAAAAUUAAUAAUGAUGAGAUAGAUGUUCAAAUUAGAGAAAAAAGAAAACUUUUGCGUAUUAGUAGAUGGUCCUUUACUUUUAGAUGCAGCACUUCACAUCUAACAAAUGUUUGUUAUGAAUUAAUGAAUAAUCAUUUAGAUUCUUCUUAUUAUAAAGAAGAUUUAUCAUUUUUUUCAAAUUUUUUUAAUAUUAUUUCAAAUGGUGAAAUACGAAAUGAUUUAUUGUUUACCAAAGAAAUGGCUAAUCUGUACAAUAACAAUAAUGACGAAAUAUUAACUGAUAAAGAUUGUUCAGGAAAUAGUGAAGAAAAUAUUAGCAAUUAUAAUAUUUUUCAAAAUCCUGCAAAUGAACAAAUUUCUUCUCUAAACCCUGAAAACAAUAAUAGAUCACAUCUCUAUAACAAGAAUAUGCAAACCAGUUGGGAUAAAAGAUAUAGUAAAUAUUAUUCGAAUAUCCAAGAUAAUGAUUCGUCUUUCAACACCGAUAAUAAAACAGAUUUAAAAAAUGAAAAAUCAACACAUGAACAAUUAUUAGAUGAUUUUAAUAAAAAGAAAAAAAUGUUAAUCGAUAAUAUGAAAAAAACUGAAAAAAAUAAAUCCGAAAAUGAUAACUCUAAUUAUCAUGUAAAUCAUGAAAGAAAAAAUGUAAGUAGCCAAAUAAAUGAAAAAAACUUUGAAGAGACGCUUAUAUUUGAUAACAAAAAGGGAAAUAGUAAAAAAAAAUGGAAAUCGCAAAAAAAGGAGAAAUCGUAA
Plasmodium berghei ANKA is the source of this 2817-nucleotide messenger RNA. RefSeq names its product conserved Plasmodium protein, unknown function. The transcript has a single exon. NCBI's taxonomy places the organism in Eukaryota, Apicomplexa, Aconoidasida, Haemosporida, Plasmodiidae. The record is from RefSeq and is a predicted model, not a curated record. The coding region runs from base 1 to 2817 and encodes 938 amino acids.